Molecule: messenger RNA, 6727 nt
Organism: Schistocerca serialis cubense
Lineage: Eukaryota; Metazoa; Arthropoda; Insecta; Orthoptera; Acrididae
Exons: 22
Coding region: 216-5336 (1706 amino acids)
Biological process (GO): protein dephosphorylation
Molecular function (GO): protein tyrosine phosphatase activity
Source: RefSeq, a predicted model, not a curated record
GCCUCCGCAGAGUGCGAAGUGAGUUGUGUCCGCCUUUCCUCGCACGAACCCUGCAGCGUACGCGGCGCGCGGUCACGACAGCUGAACGCAAAAGAGAGAGUGCGCGGGCAGCGGGCAGCCAGGCUGGGGUGAAGAGAGUCCAUGGAGAGAGCCCCACGCACCGGCAGCAGCUCUCCAGCCGGCAAAGGGUCCUCGGACUCCGGAUCCAGCUCAUCAUGAGCUGGACCACCAUCGUCAUCAUCUUCGCUGGGCUGCUGAGCGCGGAGCUGCGAGUGGUGGGCGCUGACGACGCGGACGUGGUCGCCGGGGGCGGCGCUGCUGCUGGCCUCUGCGACGGCGGGCGCGCCGAGUGUGCGACGGUGGCGCCGCGGGUCGGCCCGCCGCCGCUCAUCGCUGGGCCUGGCGCCAGCAACGCGGCCGAGCUUCCAGCGCCAGGCGGUGGCGCAAAUGCAAGCAGCAAGGGUGGUAAUCGACUUGAUCUCGAUGGUGCUGGUGCGGGCUCUGUCGUUCGUGCAGAAACUCUUGGGAGUGCCGUCCAAGGCGCCGCUCUUCCGGAAAACCCCAACGGCGCCCAAGUAGAGCCACUCAAGCAGGCCACAGAAGCAUCUCCCACAGAAUCUGUCACAAGUUAUGGCUGGAAAAAGUCCGGGUUUGUACACUCUGCGAAAGAAGAAACGGAGAGCGACAGCAAGCAGAAAGACAGCGCUCUCGCUCAAGAUGAUAUGGAAGCACAGACAGCCUCUUCUACAUUCCAAGUUCCAGAGGGGGAGACUGUUAAGAAAGACGUCAGUAGACCACCAGGCCUCCAAAGUAAUGAAAAUUCGCCGACGUCGAGGUAUAUGAAGCCGGAAUCUGAAGACGAGAAUGCCAAUCUGGGGUCGAUAUUGGGUCCAGACAAGGGCAGUCCAACUACAGUUCAGCCCUCCGUUGACCGAAAAUCAGAAGCUACUCAAUCUGGUUCCAGAAAUAUAGUGACUCAGCCUCCGAUGACAACACACGCCUUUUCUGAUCAGAAGGUUCCAAUGUCGGACGACACGUUCCCCCCAGCUGCUCGAGUCAAUGAAGGUUCUCCAAUGUCUGCCAGCUUGCAAGCACAGGAUGCAGCUGGAACAGACAUUCGGGUGGAACAACAUGACAAUCCUGGCGAAACAGACACAGUAGCAGCUUCAACCACAAGGAAGCCAGUAAUGAAGAUAGUGUCUGAAGGUGUUAUACAUCCAUCCGCUAUUCCUAGUGGCCGCUCCGUUUCCCUUCCAAGUAAUCUUAUUCGAUCACAGGUUGCAGAACCGGUGCUUCAGGAUACUAUUCUUGGCCAAGCUUCAGAACCUCAGUCGGCUCAUCAAACACAUUUAGAACCUCCAUCAAGCAACCAUAAAGCAGAGUUUGGUGAACCCGCUGCUGAUUCUAAGGUCUCGCACCGGCCUCAUCCAGUUGACACAGUCCACCAGGAACUGGAAGACACUGCCCCGGGCUUUUUGCCUUCUGCUGGCCGGGUAAAAGUAACUACUACAAGUCGUUCUGGAAGUCCUUCAGUGACAGCUGAUGUGACGUACCCUCCCACUGCUAUUGGAAGUGAAGUUGUAUCUAAUGCGAAGAUUAGUCGCCUGGUAGAUCCGGUACGACAGGAGCUUGAGGAUCCCACACCGGGACCCUCUCAAGUCGCAGGAGGACUGGGUUCCAAAGUCACUGUACGCAACAGUAACACUGCCGCGGCUGCUUCGCCUGUGGACUCGAGAACAUUACUUCGGUCCCAGCUUGUGGAUCCUGUCCAUCAGGAACUUGAAGAUACCACGCCGGGUGUCAUGGUUAAGUCAGCAACAAAUGGCCCUCAGACGACAGAGGCGACUGCUCACGAUGGAGCCAGCAAGGUGGCAUUUGAAUUCACUAACCAUGUGUCAGUGAUAUAUAAUGAGACAGGUGCUGGCCCACCAGCUGACAGUAUACGAAGGGAUCUGUUGGUAGUAAAUGGCACUAGAUCUAGCUAUGCCACAGCUUUUCUACACAGUGUGCAACUAGGUGAUGAUGAUGAUGAUGAUGAUGAGUCACACUCCACUACGGCACAUGGUGGCAGACAGUCAGAGAUGGAGUCAUCAUUUGAAGACUCAGCAAUUCAGCAAGAAAAACAGAUUCCUCAAGAUGCAGAAGAUGUAGUGAGACCAGAGCCACUACCACUCAGUGCCAUCAACAGUAACGACAAUGAAACCAGGCAUGAAGAUGUGGCUGUCAGCCUUCAACAGCAGCUGCAUGCACUCAAAUCUGAUGGCUUCUCGACACAGCCACCUGUUAACACUGUGAAGCCAUCUUUGGACAAGGAUAUGGCAGCUCUUAAAGACCUCAGAUCUGGAGCAAUUCAACAUCGGACAACAGUUGAACCUGUUCCUUUAAACCAAUAUUCUAUUCAGUCAAAGACAGACAGUGAUCAAAACAAGGCAUAUGGACAACAGGAACAUGCAAGUGGUGACUUGACAGAGAGAAAAAUGAACAAUACAUCUGUGGAGAGUAAAUAUCUUGAAGGAUCAGUUGAAGGUGGUGUGUUAGUAGAAAACUCAGAUAUCAGACAAGUAAAGAUUGCCACUUCUGCUAUUCCACCAACAACAGCCAAGGACAAAACAUUGGGAAAAGAUGAAGACUUCAAAAGCAAAACGAAAGCAACAAUUGAUAGUCUCAAUAGAAAUAAAAAGCUCAUAACAGCAGCAACUGCAAAUUACAGCAACUCAUGGACAAGGAUUCUGCCACUUACUAGCAUCAAACCACAAACUUUCAACAAAUCUGAGUCAGAAGAUGGUUUUAUUAGUAGCCAAGAAAGAGAGAAAUAUGUAGUAGCUGAAGAAAAGAUGUUGGACAGUACUAAUGAUUCACAGGCUGAGUCAGCUAGAAUAGAAAGUCUCUCUGAUUCUUCUGGAACUAUACAUGAAGAGAUGAAAAUGAUUCCAAUUCCUAUUUCAACUGUGAUACCAUCAACUAUGAUUAAUCACAGACAUGAAAGAGUAGACAACUUGAAAGCUGAAACAAUAGUUCAUGCUGUAGAUGAACCUGAGGAAGAGAGUAACACUUCUGGCAGCACUAAUGUGUCACCAGUACCUGCAGUUUUACUGCAAGCAAAUAGUGGUGGAUGCGAACUCAACAACACCUGUAAUGGAACUUCAGAGAUUCAUAACAAUGGACACAUGGAAUUGUCCCCAACAACCAUUGUUUUUGAAACUUCUACCACUGCAGUAACAUCUAUCAACACUGGUUCUCCAAUUGCAAUAAGGGGUGAAAUAACAACACCAAGUGGAGAUGAGAACUGGACAGUUUCAACUAUGCCAGUUGAAAAGUCAACCGUGCCAGAAACAACAGAAAUAACUUCAACAGAUUCAUAUAUGGACACCACUAUGUAUACAACAGUACAGCCAGAAGCAACAUCAGGUCUGAUCUCAGCUGCUCCUUCAGUGAUCAAAACUGUAGAUAACUCAACAGAGAAACCACAAGAUACUCCUCUGACAACAGAGUUUUACAGCAUGACCACAAGACAGACAGACAGUGGUAAGGAUGAAGCAGUCACAUUUCCAACCACAGAGAAGAUGGAUGAUGUGGUAACAACAGUGACUACACCGAUACUGGUGCCAACAGAAAGGGAGACAACAACUAAUAAAGAGGGGAGCCAAUGGCUUUAUGGAGAUCAACCACAGGAGGGCAGCAAUAACAAUAGGUGGCAGGAAGAAGCUACUACAAUAACCAAAGAUGGAGCUAUGGACACAGCUACAUAUGUACCUGAAACCACUACGGAACAAGAUUCUGACAAAGAACUGAAUGAAUGGGAUGUACCUGAUAAAAGUGAGACAGUGACUGCAUUUUGUAGACUCAGCCUUCUGGCAUCUGGAGAGCAGGUGUGUCUAUAUCUGGGAGGGCUUCCCUGCAAUAUUGCUCAAAUUCUACAGCAGUACACAGGAAGGGUAAUUAUGUACCAGCAAGUAGUUAUCCAUAUGCCAGGGAAAGAGGUGCGAUGUGAUGACAUUACUAGAGAGAGAACUCUAGAUGUCUAUAUACAAGAUGAAAAUGGUUCAUUUGAUUAUGAUCUAAGUGUGUUGCUGAAAAGGAUCUGGGAUGAAAGCCACCCAUCACUUCCAUUUCAGAUUCUCAACAUGGAGUUAGUGAAGGAUGGCCUAAAUGACACUAGCACAGCCCCUCCUGACCCAGGUUUUGAAUCAGAUCCCAAUGGAGAAAUAACACCAGGUCUCUUAGCAGCUAUUAUUGUGGCCUGUAUAGGAACUGUCAGCUUACUCCUGCUUUUUGGCUUAAUGGUUUAUGUAAGGCGCCGCCAGAAGCGUUUCAACUAUGGACAACGCUGCACUCCAGUAUCUCUUGAUGCUUAUAGUGUUGACAGCAUCUCUGUUUACGACAGUGUCAGGUCACGGAGGAAAGGUCUAUUCAGAUCAUCAAAGAGAUCCUAUGGAAAUCUAGCUUUUGAUGACCCGAACUCUCCUUCACAUCCAAUGAACUUUGCAGGUUUGGCAAAUUUCAGUUCUGAUACGUCUGGACUGCAAGAAGAGUUUGAAGCUGUUCCACAAGUUACAGUUACAACAGAUGAACUCCCAGAUGGUGCUGAUGUGAAGAAUCGAUAUUCUAAUGUCAUCCCUCUUCCAGAGACUCGUGUACAUUUAACUGCAAAAGAAGGGGAGCCCCUCUCAGAUUACAUCAAUGCCAACUAUGUCAGGGGUCCAAAUAAUGAAGAGAAAUUCUAUAUUGCUUGCCAAGCACCUCUUCAGUCAACAAUAACAGAUUUCUGGCGUAUGGUUUGGGAACAACAGACUAAAGUCAUAUUGAUGAUCUGCAACCUGGUUGAGAGUGGCUCUGAGAAAUGUGCUGAUUAUCUUCCACCAUCAGAAGUGCUUGAUUGUCACAGACUGUUUGGUGACUUCCAGAUCACUCUUAAAAAGAGAGAAGAGAAAGAAAAAUAUGUAAUUUCAACACUUCAGAUAAAGAAUCUAGAGUCCAACCUCUGGCGAGAGGUAACACACAUGUGGUUUGCUAGCUGGCCUGAACAGGGAGUGCCUGAGGAUCCAAGCCCACUGAUUGCAUUCCUUAUAGAAGCAAGAUCUCACAUGCGUAAUGCACCUGGACCACACGUUGUACACUGCAGUCCGGGCACAGGACGCACUGGAACCGUCAUUGCCUGUGACAUUCUCAUUCGUGAAUUUGAAAGAACACGAAAUGUAGACGUGCCACGCUGUGUAUAUCGCCUACGCAGGGAUCGAGCAGGAGCAGUCAAGACCAAGGAACAAUAUAUUUUUAUAUAUAAGGUUCUCAAUCAUUAUGCAGCAAUGCUCACUGGUGGAGUUUUGGAUUCAAUAUGAAUAUUUGUGUGCAAAGCAAAAAACAAAAAAACUUUAGUUUGUCAAGAUCAUGAUGUUCCAGAAUUUGAGAACUGUCAUUGAAGCCAAAGGAAAAAGUAUUAUGAAUGGGGGCCAAUAUAUUUAGAGAGAUGUAUUCGCGUCCAUAAGGAUCUGAGACAUGAUAAGAUCAUGUGUAAAUGAUGUGUUUUGUGUGUAUGUAGUGUCCUGGCUUCCUCAUAUGGACUGCAGUUGCCUGUAGCAGUUUUGUCAAUGAGACAGAUGCACGAAAUCACCUACUGUUGUUACAAUUCUCAAAUAAUUCCUUUGUCUUUUCAUGGAUACUCGAAUGCUCUAAGUGCUUUUUAUUAAGUGCCCUAUUUAACAAUUAGUCACCGAGCACAGAAAUUUUUCUAAUGUAAGAGGCUUUGAUAGAAUUAGUAUCAUUAAAGGAUGAAUCAGCAGAAACCACCACACUGCUGCAGUUACUUUAACAUAUUGCUUUGAAAAAAAUGAAUUAAAGAAAAAAAUAUAAGUUUGCUUUAAUGCACUUUGAUUCCCAUUUCUCUGUUUUAAUGGGAUUGUCUGUGAUAUAAUUUUAAAAUUUUUAAUUUUAAGCAGAUGACUGAUUGAUUAAAAAAUUAUUUCUCUUCUGAAAGUAAAGCAUUCUAUCUGCAUGCAGAUAAGAUUAUUCAGGCCACAAUUAUUUCUGGAGGAUGCUCUCUAGGCAGCAGCAAAAUGCCUGCCACCAGCUACAACAAUUGUGUAGUUAUUUAUUCUUAAUUUAUUGUGUAUCACUGUAUUAUAUAAUAUAUCAGAACUGUCAAUUACUAAGAUUUGGAACGAUACACCAGCUAUUCAUUCAUCCAGUAGAAUGUCAAUGUUGCUUGAUACUUUAGUACUGUAUUUUAAAAUGCAAUACAUGUUCUCCAAAAAACUUAAAAAGAUGUGAAGAAUAUCUAAGGAAUGAAGUAACCACUCACCUCUCCACUCCAUUUCAGUCCAAUAUGUGACCUAUGUUUUUUAUUUAAUCUUUUGAAGCUGAAGUGUAAACACUUUUAGGCCAUUUGAGACUACUGUUAUGUGUAUAAGAUUAAAAAAUGAAUUUAUGGAAAUUUUAUCUGAUGUUUACUGUAUUUGUAAAUAAUACAUUUAAGCAGAUAUUUUCAUAUUUAUAUUUUGUGAAAUGACUGUGUGAUAUAUGAUUGUUACCUACAUUAGAGAUAAGGACAAAGCCUGUAAUCUGUACAUAAUGUUUAUGUCACAGUGAUAAUUUCUCACAAUUAGCUGCACUGCAGUUCUGAGUUAAUCAGGCUGUUAGUGGCAGUUAAAUUAUAUAAAUUUGUUAUGUACAAAAGAAGAUCCUGUCAUAUGUAAUGUUGGUCAUAUAAAAAUAUUACUGAAGUUUGUCUUAA